Sungouiella intermedia is the source of this 714-nucleotide messenger RNA. NCBI's taxonomy places the organism in Eukaryota, Fungi, Ascomycota, Pichiomycetes, Serinales, Metschnikowiaceae. The record is from the annotation of a GenBank genome assembly.
AUGGCUUCUAAACCACCAGGACAGUGCUGCAUUGAGACCAACUUCCACGAGGGAACUACUCAAGGUAAACUGGAGACCAUUUUCGGAUUGGAUACUUAUGUUGUAGGCAAUUCCGAGUCUAGAUUCAUUGUGAUUGCUACCGAUAUUUAUGGCCACAAGUACAACAAUGUGCGUUUGAUUGCCGAUCAAUUCGCUAAGGAUGGUUACAAGGUGUACGUUCCAGAUAUUUUGAAGGGAGAUCCAGUAGUUCCGGGCGAUGAUUUGCCAAAAUGGCUCCAAAAUCACACUUUGGAGAUCACAGAGCCAAUUUACGUUGGAUUCUUGUCUAAGCUCCGUGAGGAGGUUGGCAAAUCUGCUUUCAUUGGCUCAGUUGGUUACUGUUUCGGUGCAAAGUACGUCAUUCGCCAAUUGAGCGCUGAUGGCUUGAUUGAUGCCGGUGCCAUUGCUCACCCUUCUUUCGUUGGCAUUGAGGAGGUUGCUGAGAUCAAGAAGCCUCUUCUCAUUUCUGCCGCCGAGACUGACUCUAUUUUCCCUGCUGAGUUGAGACGCCAAACCGAGGACAAGUUGGUCGAGAUUGGUGCCAGAUACCAGCUUACCUUGUUCAGCGGAGUCGCCCACGGUUAUGCUGUCAGAGGCGACAUGUCGGACCCAGUGGUGAAGUACUCGGCAGAGAAGACUUUGAGCGACCAGAUUGUGUGGUUCGGCUUGUUCUAG